Molecule: messenger RNA, 3030 nt
Organism: Eriocheir sinensis (Chinese mitten crab)
Lineage: Eukaryota; Metazoa; Arthropoda; Malacostraca; Decapoda; Varunidae
Gene: Sf3a1
Product: splicing factor 3A subunit 1-like
Exons: 5
Coding region: 90-2489 (799 amino acids)
Biological process (GO): mRNA cis splicing, via spliceosome; regulation of alternative mRNA splicing, via spliceosome
Cellular component (GO): U2-type prespliceosome; U2 snRNP; catalytic step 2 spliceosome
Molecular function (GO): protein binding; RNA binding
Source: RefSeq, a predicted model, not a curated record
CUGCGAGAUAAUUCCUACAACAGCGUGUCAGCGGCUCCGCGAGGGUCAGCAGGAGGAGGCAGCGCUCGUCACCCCGCCCGGCCGCCACCAUGCCGCCCGUGGAAGGCCCGCCCGUUGAGGAGAAGAAGAACGUGGUGGGCUUCAUCUACCCACCUCCAGAAGUGCGGAAUAUUGUUGAUAAAACUGCCAAUUUCGUCGCAAGAAAUGGGCCAGAGUUUGAGGCUCGGAUCCGGCAGCAUGAACAGAACAACCCCAAGUUCAACUUCCUCAACCCUGGCGACCCUUACCAUGCCUACUACCAGCACAAGGUCAAUGACUGCCGCACAGGGAAGACAAGUGAUAAGGAGAGUCUCCUGGGACGUCCACCCCAGCAGACUGUGUCGCAGGUGCAGCAGAUGAAGCAACAAGAGCUGCUGCGUUCUGCGGUGCUGGAGGCGACUGCUCCCAAGGAACCUCCACCGGACUUUGAAUUCAUUGCUGAUCCUCCCUCUAUAUCUGCAUUUGAUUUGGAUGUUGUGAGAUUAACUGCACAGUUUGUGGCACGCAACGGUCGGCAGUUCUUGACAACACUGAUGAACCGGGAGCAGAGGAACAACCAGUUUGACUUCCUGAGGCCACAGCACUCUCUGUUCCAGUACUUCACACGCCUCUUGGAGCAGUACACCAAAGUUCUCAUCCCACCUAAAGAUUUAAUGAAGCGCCUCAAGGAGGAGGCCCAGAGUGCUCAUGCAGUGAUGAAGCAGGUUAACCAACGUGUUGAAUGGGAACGCCAUCAGGCAGCUGUCAGGAAGCGUGAAGAGGAGGAUGCAGAAAGGGAACGGUUGGAAUAUGCUGCAAUUGACUGGCACGAUUUUACAGUUGUUGAAACUAUUGACUAUCAGCCUUGGGAAGUUGGCUCCUUCCCACCACCCACCUCACCCGCUGAGGUAGGCCGGCGUGUUCUCCUGCAGGAACGCAUUGAUGAAGGUGUUACUCCUGACACUGAUAUGGUGUUGGGCAGUGAUGAUGAGGAGGAACCUGAGGAAGAACAGGGUGCCCCAGGUGACCAGGAUGACACACAGGUACAAGAUAUGGAAGAGGAGAGCAGCGAAGAGGAAGACUCUGAUGAUGACACACCUCAAGUACAUGCACCACCACCACAGCCAGAUCUAAAGGCUCCUCAGCCACCCUUACCACGAGAACCCCCCCAGCCAGCUCCUGCUCCACCUGUUGCUGGUCAGGUUGUGGUAAAAGACUAUGACCCUCGGCAGCAGCCCCGUCCAACUGCAGGUGCUGGUGCCUCUGACCAGUAUCUUGUUUCGCCCAUCACCGGGGAACGCAUUGCACCUGACAAGGUAGGCCAGCAUCUGAGAAUCAAUAUGUUGGAUCCACGCUGGCUUGAGGACAGAGAUCGUCAGUUGGCCGAGAAAACUAACCAAGACACGGUGUUUGCAACUGGAGAAUCCAUCCGCUCCUCUCUGAAACAGUUGGCUGAACGUCGUACUGAUAUUUUCGGUGCUGGAGACGAAGAGACAAUAAUUGGUAAGAAGAUUGGAGAAGAGGAGAAAAGGGAAGAGAAGGUGACUUGGGAUGGACACACAGGGUCCAUGGAGGCUGCUACACGAGCUGCUCGGGCCAACAUUUCCAUCAAUGAACAGAUUCAUCAGAUUCAUAAAGUCAAAGGCUUGCUUCCUGAUCAAGAGAAGGAGAAAAUUGGUCCCCAACCAAAGUUACCAUCUUCUGCCAACCAACCACCUAAUGUACCUCACUCUCGCCCUGCCCCGCCACCACCCAAGCCACAGCCAGCACCACCCAAGCCCCAGCCUCCACCACCACCGCCAAAGUCUGCUCCUCAACCAGCACCAGCUCCACCUCCUCCAAAGCCUCCUGUUGUAAACCCCACUCAGUCUAUGAUGGCAGUGAAUAUAGGUGCUCCACUACCACCUCCAAUGGCUCCCAUGGUUCCACCAGGGAGUGGUGUGAUGGUAGUGCCACGAACUCCUGUCAUGAUGGCUCCCAGGCCAGGUGGCUUCAUGCCGGGACCUCCAGCUCCUGUAGGGGGCUUCAUGGCCUCACAGCCUCAGCCAGCACCACCUACUGGGCCACAGCCAGGAGUUGGUGGUGGAAUGGGUAAUAUGGGAGGUGACAAAGAUGAAGAUGAAGGUCCUGCUGCCAAACGGGCCCGUACAGAGGAGUCCCUCGUGCCUGAAAAUGACUGGACACGUCGGUUCUCAGGCCCUGUAAAAUUCCAGGUGGCAGUGCCAGCAGUGGCAGACAAGCCUGAGUGGCGCCUCUCAGGCCAGACCCUCACUCUCACACUUCCCUUGACUGAUCCUGUGUCUGUGGUGAAAGCCAAAGUCCAUGAUGAAACGGGCCUUCCACCUGGAAAACAAAAGUUGGCAAGGGAUGGUCUCUUCUUCAAAGACUCCCAGUCACUGGCUUACUACAAUGUAGGUCACGGCACAGUUAUUCAGCUUCAGCUUAAAGAACGUGGCGGUCGUAAGAAGUAAAGGAUACAAAUAUCAUUUAUAAAAAAAAAUACUAUACUUAUUUAGCUUGGUUACUCUGUGAGAGGGCACUUCUUCUUCCACUUAGAAACUGCCAUGAAUGAGGCAUAAUUUCAAUCAUUCAUUAAAUAAAUAUUACCUUUCAUAUCUAAGGAAAACAAAUGUGAAUAGGACGAGUUUGAAGCAAUAUUUUAUUAUAAUUUCCCCCAAAAUAAUGUAUACUACUGAACAGGGUGAUAUCAGGCUUGAGAUCCAGUGGCUAAUUGUAAAUAGGAUUGAUGUCGCCUUCAGUAACGGAGGAAAAAAUAUCAACAGCUUCCUAUCUAUUUUGAUAGAUAUAUGAAAUUGUAAAACAUCCAGUUGAACUACUUUAAGAAAGCUUGAACAGUCAAUUCCCAGCUAUUGUGGUUCCAGUUUGUCCAAAUCAUUUUAGUGUUGGCUCUUUUAGGUAUUUCAAUCCCCAUUGCCCUGCACAGUUCUAAAACUUAUCUCUUAUAUGCAGUGGGGGAUCCAGGGGGGGGCACCCCCACCCCCCCUUAGGACC